Molecule: messenger RNA, 585 nt
Organism: Colletotrichum paranaense
Lineage: Eukaryota; Fungi; Ascomycota; Sordariomycetes; Glomerellales; Glomerellaceae
Product: thioesterase superfamily protein
Exons: 1
Coding region: 1-585 (194 amino acids)
Source: RefSeq, a predicted model, not a curated record
AUGAGUCGAAACCAGAUUGACGGAAACUUACCGGAGACGGUCGCUGAACUAGAGGCCCUCCCUUGGUGUCGCGCACUCCUCAAAAACCCGUCAGUCGUCACUUUCAUUCCGCCAUCCCGGGUACCAGAAAACGCCAACCCACACGACAGGUUCUUCGGUAAAACACUCAAUAACUCGACCGGUAUACCAGCUUGUAUCAGCUUUCACACCGAGGCCCCGGGUCGAUCUGUCAUCACCGAACUAUCGUCCCUAUUCGCGCUUUCAAGAGGGGUUGAUGGCUAUCCCAACAUCGCGCACGGUGGCAUGACUGCAGUUUUGAUCGACGAGGUCCUUGGCGUCUUGAUUCAGAGGAACAUGGACACGGAGAGGGACGACCCGAUCUUCAAGAUGAACACAGUCACUUCUUCGAUGAACAUCAAAUACCUCAAACCCAUCAAAACGCCUAGUGUUGUGCUAGGAACCGGGCAAAUCAAGGAAAUCCGUGGAAAAAAGAUCCUACUCAAAGCUGUCCUCAAAGACGCGGAUGGUAUGGAGCUAGUGAUCUGCGACUCAAUAUGGAUCGGGAUUCCCAGAGUCAAGAUGUAA